GUCACGCCCCCUUGGUGUUCAGCCUUUAAAAGAGCCAAACAUGGCACCACGGUGUCUGUUAUUUUGCCUUUUUCUGGUCGGUCUGCCCUGCCUGAUCUCACCCCAGCAGCAGGCGUCCACCGUCGACCCGCAGGAGUCGACCUUGCCAUGGUACGAGACCCUGCCGGCCGUCGCCAUGGACUACAAAGUGCACAUCGACCCCGGAAAGGAGGACUGUUACUACCAAUAUGUCAACCCCGGUGCCACAUUCUACGUCAGCUUUCAGGUCCUGCGAGGUGGCGACGGAAUGGCUGGCUUUGCAGUGCGCCACCCAAAUGGUCAAAUCAUCCAUCCUUACCAAUGGAAACAAAACGCCGAGUUUCAAGACCAGUCUUCCACCGGCGGAUACUAUGCUGUUUGCAUUGACAACCAGUUUUCCAGAUUUGCAGCCAAGUUGGUCAACCUCUACAUUACUGUCAUUCGGUACGAUGAGUGGGACAAAUUCAGUAAGGAAGUUGAAGAUAUGGACUUGAGCGUGCAGAAUUUUACGGACACGAUCCGCGGGGUGGAGCGCAACAUCCAAGACAUGCUGCAGUAUCAGCACUACGCGCGCAGUAACGAGGCGCGACACUUCAACACGUUGCUCGACAAUAACCGCUACGUGCAGACGUGGAGCAUCGCGCAAAUAGUUGUGAUAUCCUGCACCACCAUUCUCCAGGUUUACUUUGUGCGGAAACUGUUUGACGUUAAAAACGCCAGACCUCGAGCUUAAGGAAAUAUUUAAACUUGCAACGAACACACAUCGCAUUCCAUGAAAGUAUUUUUAGACGACUUUAUGUGAAAUUUUUGUUAUUAAUUUUAUAAGGGCUGCAAAAUGGGCAAGCUGUAAAUAAUUUUUCUCUUACUUAAAAGUAUUAGUUCACAAUUUAAAACGUCACAGUACCAUUGAGGUUAAAACUAUCAAUCUUUGGCUAUCAUUUAUCAAAAUGACAGCAUGAACAAGGUGUGACGAGGGAAAUUUUUGAAGUAUAGCAAUAUAAGUUCGAUCUGGUUUUAUCUCUUGGAAGGGGCUUGUCCCAUUACGAUCAUCAUUGUUUAUCUGACUGAUGAUGCGGCACUACAAAACUUACUCAACUGAUAAAUAUUUUGGUUAUCGAAAACUUGAUCUACGUACCGUUGUUAAAUAAAAUGCUUUUUAAGUUA
Cloeon dipterum is the source of this 1182-nucleotide messenger RNA. It is a transcript of the gene loj, whose product is annotated as logjam. Gene Ontology annotation, cellular component: COPII-coated ER to Golgi transport vesicle; endoplasmic reticulum; Golgi apparatus. The coding region runs from base 41 to 751 and encodes 236 amino acids. Gene Ontology annotation, biological process: intracellular protein transport; endoplasmic reticulum to Golgi vesicle-mediated transport; Golgi organization. Lineage: Eukaryota; Metazoa; Arthropoda; Insecta; Ephemeroptera; Baetidae. The record is from RefSeq and is a predicted model, not a curated record. The transcript has 4 exons.